Neoarthrinium moseri is the source of this 480-nucleotide messenger RNA. RefSeq lists its product as uncharacterized. The transcript has a single exon. The record is from RefSeq and is a predicted model, not a curated record. NCBI's taxonomy places the organism in Eukaryota, Fungi, Ascomycota, Sordariomycetes, Amphisphaeriales, Apiosporaceae. The coding region runs from base 1 to 480 and encodes 159 amino acids.
AUGACAACCCAACGGUUUCAGUCAGAGCUCUUGCUAUGCCUCCCUAACCACCCCAGGGCAGUCCUGGACCACGUCCUGUACGAUGAGCUCGAGCGAGGCACCGGGGAGAAGCCCGAGCUCCGCGCCACGACCAAGGUCUCCAACCCCAAGUCCGGCUGCUUCGGUAUCUGCACCAACGUGCACGCGGCAGGGGACGUCCACGGUCCCCUGGUCCAGCAGGAGUGGCUGUGGUCGCACGGCAGCAGAUGUAGGUGUCUCGUCCGUGGCAGGAAGGGCCACUGCUCCUCGAAUCCGGCGCCCGCGGCUCUGGUGCGACACAGGGACGAGAUGGUAAGUCAGGGCGCCAUCUGCGCCCGCGGGUCGUGGGCCCUGCUCGUCCGGCUGGCGUUGGGCAUGGAGGUCGACGCCGAACUGCGGAUGGGCUCCGGAGCGGUGGCCCUCGAGAGAGUAAGAGCGUGGUUAUCCUCGUUGAAGGAAUGA